CAUCAUGGAGGUUACAGCUCUCGGCUUCAGACUCUUGACGGAUGUGGUGCUGCUACUUACUGUAAAAGUUCUGAACUUCAAUGCUAAGAAAGCUGAUGCAGCUUUUCCCCAUAUUUCUCCCAACCAACUGCAGUUCUUUGAAUACGAGUCCAUCUCUGUAGACUGUGGGGAGCUGGAUCACUCCUCUGAGUGGAGAGUGAUGAGGAAGCUGAAAGAAGAUCCAACAAAUACAUCCCAAUGGGAAACCUCGACAGGAACCAUUACCAUUGAAAUUCCCUUUACAUCAGACACUGGAGAAUACUGGUGUGAAAAUAAAGAGGGAGGAAGAAGCAACAGCGUCAACAUUACCAUCACUGCUGGUGAUGUGAUCCUGCAGAGUCCUAUGGUUCCUGCUAUGGAGGGGGACAGUGUGAGUCUGUCCUGCAGAAACAAGAAGGCAGUCUCCAACCUCCCAGCUGAUUUCUAUAAAGAUGGCCACUUCAGUUCAACUGGAUAUAAAGGAAAAUUCAUCAUCAACAAUGUUUCCAAGUCUGACGAAGGACUGUACAAGUGCAGCAUCUCUGGAGCUGGAGGAUCACCAGAGAGCUGGCUGGCUGUCAGAGGUGGUUCUGGGAUGUUGGAGACUCCGGUCCUUCCUGUGGAGGAAGAUGUGGUGACUUUCCACUGCAAGAAUAGCAUAGCGUCUUCCAACAUUGUAGCAUCCUUCUAUAAAGAUGGCUUCCUCCUAAAGAACAUCUCUACAGGAAACAUGACCAUCCAUUGUGCCUCUGGGUCUGAGGAGGGACUUUACAGGUGUAACACCUCUAGAGAGGGAGAAUCCCCAGAGAGCUGGCUGGUUGUCAGAGACAACAUGGAGGCCACAGCUCUCCGCAUCAGACCGUUGAUCAAUGUGCUGUUCCUGCUGUGUGCGCUGGAUCAGAAAGUCCAUUCAGUGUUUAUUCGAGUUGUCCCUGACAGGCUGCAGUUCUUUGAAUAUGACCCUGUAGCUUUCCAUUGUGAAGGGGUCAAAGGGCAAGUACUCUCAUGUAGAAGUACUAGUACGCAGGGAUUUAAACAGACACGCUGUAACAUUACAAGUGUUUAUCCAGAAGACAGUGGAGCGUACUGGUGUGAGGCUGAAGGGGGGGAGAGAAGCAACAGCGUCAACAUCAACGUCACUGCACAUUCAGUGAUCCUGGAGAGUCCUGCUCGUCCUGUGAUGGAGGGAGAGUCUGUGACUCUGAGCUGCAGAAACAAGACGGCUUCUUCCAACCUCGCCGCUGAUUUCUAUAAAGAUGGCCGCCUCAUCAGGAGCAGCUCUCCGGGAAUCAUGACCCUCCACAGUGUGUCCAAGCCUGAUGAAGGACUCUACAAGUGCAGCAUCUCUGGAGCUGGAGAAUCCCCACAGAGCUUGCUGGCUGUCACAGUUUCAACUAAAGAGACAAGUCCCACCUCCAGUUCUACCCCGUGGAUCGUUGUCACUGUUCUGCUGACGCUGCUGCUGUUGGCCGUGGGACUACUUCACUUUGGGAAAGGUUAUUUUCACCGAGUGAUGCUCUACCUGUCCUCAGUGACCGCUGGAUCAGGCUUACCUGAGGACCAAACAGUCUCUGUAGAAACCAGUGCAGCCGAUGCAAACAAAGUGACGUAUGCGGUUGCAGCUAAAAGCAGGAGGAAGAAAGAUGAGGAUGAAUUUGCGUCUGCACCCAUCUACUACACCUUGGGCCUGGGUGACACUGAACAGCUGGCAGAGCAUGCAGCAGGUAUCAACCCCUCAUUAACAGAGAACGCCUUAUACGCCUCGAUCCAGUAGGUUACUGAGUGAAGGAGAAGCUUUAAAGUGUUUAAGUCAUUUUAUUUGCAUGAGGUACAAUUCCAUACAAAUGUUAUCCCAUUGUUUUUUUUCAUUCUGUGCAUUAUUCAUCAUGAAGCAGUUUCACACAAUAAAACUAAAAUAGCAAUACCUUACCAUAGAAAAAAUGACAUGAGACCGCCCCAUACUGUAUACAAAACGAUGCCGCUGGUGUAUAUUCAGGUAGAUGGUACAACAUGUAUGAGAGCAGCGAUCCUGUUGAAUGUAUUUGUGUUUUUGAGCUGGUCUGACAUGGUUGUAGUUAAUGUAAAGUUCAAAGCAUUUAAAAAAAAAUUGUGCAUGCAGACUUCAUCUGACAAAACAAAAGAACCUGUCUGUUAAUAGAAAUGGUCUAACAGCUACAGCAACUUGUUCACCUGGUUUUUACACACGUGAGAACUCCGAUUACCCUGCUGCAGGUUUUAAAUACACUCACUGUGGUCAACUGCUAACUUCAUGGUGUUGCGUCUUUUUAUUUGAAGCCAUCAGAAGCAGACAUUUUGAGUUUGUGGUUAACACUUAAUGAUCACAGUCCUGUGGAAAUGGCUCGUGUGUCAUGAAGUGUUAAGGUUUGUUGAGAAGAUGUGGAAUAAAUAACUACAAACACAGCCUAGAGGACGUCAUGCUCUACAUGUCAAUGGGUUUGUUCUCUGAUAC
Messenger RNA from Etheostoma spectabile (orangethroat darter), 2488 nucleotides. Its product is annotated as Fc receptor-like protein 5. Gene Ontology annotation, biological process: cell surface receptor signaling pathway; immune response. NCBI's taxonomy places the organism in Eukaryota, Metazoa, Chordata, Actinopteri, Perciformes, Percidae. Gene Ontology annotation, molecular function: transmembrane signaling receptor activity. The record is from RefSeq and is a predicted model, not a curated record. Bases 5 to 1792 code for a protein of 595 amino acids. Gene Ontology annotation, cellular component: external side of plasma membrane. The transcript has 15 exons.